GUCUUUUCUCUCGCAAUGUCAUAUAAAUACUUUUUUUUCCAACGCAAUUUAUCGCGCCGGGUCCGCUGGAGACCUAAUCUAAUCUCGUCAAACUCUUCAAACGAAUAUGAUAUUGAUACUUAUUUACAAUGGAAGUUCACAAUUUUACGUCAUUACUGCUACAUAAUUUGUUGCGAGGCCACUUUUCCGGCAGUAUUUCAUCUCAAAUUAUUGUUAGCUCCAUUUUUGAUAUUACUAUGGUCUCUAUUGCUUGUCGAUGCAGUUAAUAGAGACAACUUUAAAAGAUGUGAUCAAAGCAGUUUCUGCCGACGGUGCAGGAAAGUAGAGCCUGGGAAAACACCAUAUCAGCUUUUACCAGAUACACUUAUACAGAAUGAAUCUAUGGUUACUAUAGAUCUGUUUAAUAAAGAUACAGGUGUCUCCUAUGUGGUACAAUUUACUUCAUUGAAUGAGAACACAUUUAGGUUACACAUCAAUGAAAAGAACCCAUUGCAUCCCAGAUACGAAAAUGAAUAUGCUCUUCAAGAUCAGCCACAAAAAACAAAAUUGGAUUCUGUGGAAAAAACGGCUGAAAGUAUAACUGUAGUAAAGGGAGAAAACAAAGCUAUUUUAUAUGUUAAUCCAUUUAAAAUAAACCUGUAUUCCCAAGGUGUUUUAACAAUAUCAGCAAAUGCUCGUGGUCUUAUGAGAUUCGAGCAUUUACGUACCAAACUAGAAAGACCAGAACAAGGUGAAAAUGUUGAAGGGGCAGAAAUAAAUAAUACUACAUACCCUGGUGAUGGUGUUGAGAGUGAUCCUGGUGCUUGGGAAGAAAACUUCAAGGAACAUCGUGAUACAAAACCAUAUGGUCCUGAAGCUGUUGCCAUGGAUUUCAGCUUUCCUGGAUCGGAGCAUGCUUAUGGUGUACCAGAACAUGCUGAUUCGCUAGCAUUACAAUCAACUAAAUCCACCGAUCCAUAUAGACUGUAUAAUCUAGAUGUAUUUGAAUAUGAAACAAACGAACGUAUGUCUUUGUAUGGUGCCAUUCCUGUUCUUUAUGCUCAUGGGAAGGAAAGAUCAUCAGGUGUUUUCUGGCAUAAUACAGCAGAAACUUGGAUUGACAUUUUAUCAAGUGCAGACAACAAUGUUGUAGAAAGUAUUGUUAAUUUUGUAUCUGGAUCUACUAAGAAAUCCCAGGUAGAUGCUCAUUUCAUGUCAGAAUCUGGAGUGAUUGAUGUAUUCUUCAUGCUGGGUCCAAAACCACUUGAUGUUUUUAAACAAUACACGGUCCUAACUGGUACAGCUCCUUUACCACAGAUGUUUUCCCUUGGAUAUCAUCAAUCCCGUUGGAAUUACAAUGAUCAAGAUGAUGUUGCAACAAUCGCUGAAAAUUUUGAUACACAUGAUUUACCACUGGAAGCUAUGUGGCUUGAUAUUGAAUAUACUGAUAACAAAAAAUAUUUUACAUGGGAUUCGCGUAAGUUCCCAAAUCCUCUUGAAAUGGUACACAAUCUUACUACCAAAGGCAGAAAAUUGGUUGUUAUCAUCGAUCCUCAUAUUAAACGCGACAAUAAUUACUUUUUACAUAAUGAUGCAACCAGUUUGGGUUAUUACAUUAAAAACAGAGAAGGAAAAGAUUAUGAGGGUUGGUGUUGGCCAGGAUCCUCGUCAUAUUUGGACUUCUUUGAUCCAAAAGUUAUCGAAUAUUAUGUUGGAUUGUAUAGUUUAGAUAAAUUUCAUGGUACCACUAAUGAUGUUUAUAUUUGGAAUGACAUGAAUGAACCUAGUGUAUUUAAUGGACCUGAAAUAACUGCACCAAAGGAUCUUGUCCAUCAUGGAGGCUGGGAACACAGAGACGUUCACAAUAUUAAUGGACAUAUGUAUAUCCGUGCGACAUAUGAAGCUUUAUUCCGUCGGUCGGGCGGAUCCUUGAGACCUUUUAUUUUAACGAGAUCCUUCUUCGCUGGAUCGCAACGGUACGCAACAAUGUGGACUGGCGAUAACAUGGCUGAUUGGAGUCACUUGCGCGUAAGUUAUCCCAUGUGUCUCUCAGUUGCUAUAUCUGGAAUGUCGUUCUGCGGUGCCGAUGUGGGAGGGUUCUUUAGAAAUCCAGAUUCUGAGCUGUUCGUUAGAUGGUAUCAAGCUGGGGCAUGGUUACCUUUCUUCCGUCAGCAUUCUCAUAUCGAGACAAAGAGACGCGAACCAUGGACAUUCAAUGAAGAAACUACUCAAAUAGUUCGUGAAGUGCUCAGAUUGCGAUACUCCUAUUUGCCAUUAUGGUACACGCUCUUUAGAGAGCACGAAGUAAACGGUUUACCCGUUAUACGUCCUCUAUGGGCGCAUUAUCCAUCGGAAUCGGAAACAUUUACUAUCGAUGAUCAAUUACUACUUGGCGAUUUUCUACUUAUAUGCCCAGUAUUUCAAUCUGGUGCCACUGAAGUAGCAGUUUAUUUCCCAGGAGAAAACAAAGUAACUUGGUAUGAUAUUGAUACAAUGCAACCCUAUCAAAAGAUUGGUUACCAUAAAAUACCAGUAACGAUUCACAAGAUCCCUGUAUUCCAAAGAAGUGGUUCCAUCGUUCCACGAAAAAUGAGGAUUCGACGUAGUACAGUUGCUAUGAAAAAUGAUCCUUACACACUAAUAAUAAUUGCUGAUAGUAAUGGCAAAGCUAGUGGUAAUCUUUAUAUUGAUGAUGAAACCAGUUUUGAAUAUCGCCAUGGAAAGUAUUUAUACCUAAGAAUAACAUUGGACAGCAAUAAGAUAACUUCAACUCUAAUAGAUAAACUAGCUUCAUAUGAGACACAAAGCUGGUUAGAAAGAAUAGACAUAGCUAAUCCACCACAAGGAAUUAAGUCUGCCCAAUUGGAAUCCCACAGUAUGGGAAGAGUAACUUUAGAAAGUACAUAUAAUCCACAUAAUAAUGUAUUAACAAUACGUAAACCAGCUGUAAAUAUGGGUGAAGAAUGGACUAUUGAAUUAUUACAUUAGGAUUAUGUGAUGGACUCAUAAUCAACUUUCAGUAAUCUAUAUCAUAAUAUCAAUUUUCUAUUAUUAUACAUAUUUCAGUUAUCUGUGAUUUGGAUAAUUAUAUUUCCUAGAACAAUAAAAAUACAACUCAACUAUGAGAAUAAAAUAA
Messenger RNA from Cataglyphis hispanica, 3115 nucleotides. It is a transcript of the gene GCS2alpha, whose product is annotated as neutral alpha-glucosidase AB. The record is from RefSeq and is a predicted model, not a curated record. Gene Ontology annotation, biological process: N-glycan processing; carbohydrate metabolic process. The transcript is spliced from 7 exons. Bases 16 to 2967 code for a protein of 983 amino acids. Gene Ontology annotation, molecular function: alpha-glucosidase activity; carbohydrate binding. NCBI's taxonomy places the organism in Eukaryota, Metazoa, Arthropoda, Insecta, Hymenoptera, Formicidae.